Molecule: messenger RNA, 2478 nt
Organism: Histoplasma capsulatum G186AR
Lineage: Eukaryota; Fungi; Ascomycota; Eurotiomycetes; Onygenales; Ajellomycetaceae
Exons: 1
Coding region: 1-2478 (825 amino acids)
Source: RefSeq, a predicted model, not a curated record
AUGAGUGACACUCGGAGGGAAAACGGAGGUGACAGCGGUGGUAGAGGUGGGGGCUCUGUUCGCCGGGCGAGAGAGCGGAUGUUGGCCGGUGAAAGGGGAAUCCGACCAGUGGAAAAUGCCAGUCUGACCGGAUUUUCAAAAGUUACGCUCCAGGGCCCUAUCUCCGUUAGACGCCCACCACCUGCUCCGGCCGCGUUCAAAACUCUUGACAAUUCGAGCAAAACGGCUGUGAUAUCAAAGCCUUCGCUUGCCCCGCAAUGGCCACUCCGCGAUGAGGAUGCUGGUCCGAGAGAAAACGGAAGGGAUUCAAAUAAAACUGUCAAUUUCUCCAAGCGUCCGGCUCCUCAACGGCCUGCUCGCCCCGAUAACAUCACGUCGUUCCUAGAUGCUUCAAAACCCCGUGAUUAUGCCCCUAGCAUCCCUUACCGACAGGAAAAAUCUACAUCAUCUUUUCAGCAACUUCAAAAUGAGCAGUCAAGGGCUCAAAACCCAGAGCAGAUUUUGCGGUCUGCUGAUAAUGUAUCCGGAUCAGUUGACUCGAAUUCUCGUAGUCAUCCUCUGGGUACCAAAGUUAUCCAACCUACUCCCUCUGCUACCUUGCCCCCGGCCAGAGAGAACUCCAGCGUUCAUCCCCCCCCUUCAACACGCCGAACAGGCUCCUCAUAUUACCUGGGUGCCGCUUCCGUCUCUCCAAUCCCUGAAGAGCCUCCUGAGAUUACGCCAAGAAAGGGAGGCUCGUACGCAUCGAGUAAAGUUAUUCCAUCUAGUUGGGGAACUGCACCUCCUGACGUUGAUGUUCCGAGGUGGUCAGACGAAGAUUUCUUCGUAAAUGAUGGAGAUGAUACGCCCGGUGAUUCGCUUGUCAGACAAGCGAGCUUAGGAAAGAGAGGCAAAGCCUCACUUCGUACAAUAAAUAAAAUCCAAGGCGAUCAGUCCGUUGGCAGCAGCCAAGCUCCGAAGUUGGCAACCGGCAAAACCUCUAAUGAGAAUAUAGGGGCUCCACCUAUUGGGAUGCCUGAAACUGCAAAUUCAAAGAUGAUAAAUCCCGCCGACGAGGGACAAAACGUACCGGACCAACCAGAAUUACGACCUUCGGAUGAUUAUGAAUCUUCUUCGUCUUCAGACGAUGACUACGAAAAGCCGCCAAUCCCUAUCAUGCAAUUUGAAAGGAAGGCUUCAAAAGCAACUUUGAAGAAGAUGGAAGGUCGGAGCUCCAGCUUUGUGACUAAGGGCGACGAGAAGAAGCGGCCACCUCAAAUUGACAUGGACGCCGUUCGACGAGCGGAAGCCAGAGGAAGUCUAACAAGCCUGCCUGAUCUAAUUCGUCGUGCUACGAAACUAGCAUCAAACCUUGACCGAGGAAAGACGGCGAGUAGGCUAGGGAUAUCUGAUUUUUUAAAUGCAAGUGAUGAUUACAGAGCCCGGAAUUCCGGUUCCAUAUCCGAUAUCUUGGCUUCAUUCCCACCACCUGUCAUUGCCCAUCCAGCUGGUAAUGACCGGUGGCCUGGCCCAUUUGAUAAUACCGACCCUAGAUCUCCCUCGAAGGUUGAAAAAGGACCAGAGAAAGGUGUGCGACGGUGCUGUGGUUUGCCUCUCUGGGCAGUUAUUCUAAUCGGUAUUGUCGCGCUCGCGCUCAUUUCGACAGCGGUUGUAGUCCCUGUCACACUAGUUGUUCUUCCUCGAGCUUCCCAACCGUCCUCUGCAUCUCUCUCUGAACAUUGCGAAGCAACAGACCCUUGCAAGAACGGAGGUAUCAGCGUUGGAAAUCCAAGCUCAUGCGGAUGUGUUUGCGUUAAUGGGUUCGGUGGGGAUAGAUGCGCCAUUGCAGGAGAUAACAGCUGUACGACGAUCAAUGUUUCGAACGAUUCUUCUAGCUUCCAAAAUGCAACAUUGGGCGCUGCUCUCCUACGAUUGUUCGAGGACUCACAAGCAAAUUUUAGCAUUCCACUUGACACACCAAAAAUCCUCCGCCUCUUCAACGACGAGAGUAUGUCUUGCACCAGCCAGAACGCGCUUGUGACCUUUAAUGGAGCUAGUCGAAAACGAGAUGGACAAGCAAUUCGCAAACCUAAUGCUAUCAAGGGAAGCACCGCAACUCGCAAAUCGAUCCACCACCGCAAUACCCACACCCGCGCCCUUCUUGAGAGAAGAGCACGGAGUUCCGAUGUUGCGAGCCCCACCAGAUCUUCAAUGCCAUGGUCCGCUCCAACAAAUUCUCCAGCCCUACCGCCACUGUCCGCCAAAUUACUAGACUUCUCCCGAAUUGCUGUCCUCUUCAUAUUCGGGGAGACUGAAGACCUAGCCGAUGCAGUCAACGCACAUGAUUCGAUCCAAUCCUUCUUCCGAGACCCUUCAGGAGAGUCAGAUAAACAAAAGGGUUGGUCAGUGGGCGUGAAUUGCACAACCCAUGAUUUCACUCUUGACUUUGUUAGAUUUACGAUCGGGUUGGAUAAUGGCACGAUUGUUGGGAGGGCGUGA